This is a messenger RNA of Hevea brasiliensis (rubber tree), 2454 nucleotides long. RefSeq names its product wall-associated receptor kinase 2. Gene Ontology annotation, molecular function: ATP binding; calcium ion binding; protein serine/threonine kinase activity. The transcript is spliced from 3 exons. The coding region runs from base 48 to 2270 and encodes 740 amino acids. Gene Ontology annotation, cellular component: plasma membrane. Gene Ontology annotation, biological process: cell surface receptor signaling pathway; protein phosphorylation. The record is from RefSeq and is a predicted model, not a curated record. Lineage: Eukaryota; Viridiplantae; Streptophyta; Magnoliopsida; Malpighiales; Euphorbiaceae.
CACUGGAAACAAAGAAAAGAAGGAAAACCACGAGAUUGCGUAAAGAGAUGCCCCUCUUGAUGAUUCACUGGCUGUUACUGUUAUCAUUAGCAACUGCAGCGGCAGUAGCAGCAUUACCACCAAUACCUCUUGCCAAACCUGGUUGCCCAUACAGUUGCGGGAACCUCAGCAUCCCAUACCCAUUUGGCACUCGCAAAGGGUGCUUCCUAGAUGAUACUUUCUUCAUAAACUGUACUGCCACCAAUAAUAGUACGCCAUUUUUGCGACAUGGAAACAUAACAGUCCUGGACAUAUCACUUGAUGAUGGUCAGCUUCGAAUCUUCUACCCGGCGGCCCACGAUUGUUAUGCCAAGAACGGGAGCCGGGUUUCCCAUCUUACAACGUCGACCCAAUUUUCCGCAUUCACCCUCUCAUUUUCCCGGAACAAGUUUAUGGCAGUAGGUUGUGACACUUAUGCAUGGGUUAAAGGUUCCUUGGGACAUAGCUACGCCACUGGAUGUUUGUCACUCUGUUACACAAAGGAUUCAGUGGUUAAUGGGUCUUGCUCUGGUAUUGGUUGCUGCCAAACCUCCAUACCUAAAGGCGUAUGGGAUUUCAAUAUUACUGUGACAAGCUAUGACAACCACACACAAGUAAUGGACUUCAACCCCUGCAGCUACGCCUUUGUUGUUGAAGAUGGUAUGUAUAAUUUUUCUUCAUUAGAUCUUGUUAAUUUACAAAACAAAAAGGAGUUCCCUGUGGUACUUGAUUGGUCAAUCAGAAAUAAGACAUGUAAAGAAGCUAGAAAGAACAAAACAGCUUAUGCAUGUAAGGAUAACAGUGUGUGCCGUGACUCUGAUAAUCCACCUGGGUAUCGCUGUUACUGCUUCAGUGGUUACAAGGGGAAUCCUUACCUCUCCAAUGGUUGCAAAGAAAUUGAUGAGUGCCGGGAUUCUAGCCUCAACAAUUGCACAAGUUCCAAAAAUUGUCUAAACACAGUGGGAAACUAUACAUGUUUCUGUCCCAAGGGUUCCUAUGGCGACGGAAGAAAAGAUGGAACAGGUUGUACUGCUAAAAAUAAACAAUCAUUGUGGACGAAAGCUAUCAUCGGUGCAAGUAGUGCCGUUUCCCUUCUAUUUGUGAUCAUCGCAUUUGUAUCAUGGGGACUUCAAAGAAGGAAAAUCAACGAGCUUAAAAAGAAAAACUUCAGAGACAAUGGUGGGCCAGUUUUGAAACAAUUACUCUCCAAGAUUGAAAGAACUGCAGAGAAAGCUAAAAUUUUCACCGAAGAUGAACUCAAAAAGGCAACCAAUAAUUUUAAUGCAAGUCAAAUUGUGGGCAAAGGAGGGUUUGGGAUAGUUUACAAAGGAACUUUAGAUAAAAAAUUAGUAGCAAUCAAAAAGUCCAGAUUUAUGGACCAUGAUCAGAUUGAACAAUUUGUUAACGAGGUGUUCGUUCUCUGCCAAAUCAAGCAUCCAAGCGUGGUAAAACUCAUAGGUUGUUGCUUGGAAACAUCGGUUCCCUUAUUAGUAUAUGAGUUCAUUGGCAACAAGACCCUCCAUUACCACAUACACAAUGAAGUUGGUGGGUCCUCCAUGCCAUGGAAAACUCGUCUGAGGAUUGCAGUGGAAACUGCAGAUGCACUUGCACAUAUGCACUCUGACGCUCCUAUACAUAUCAUUCAUAGAGAUGUUAAAUCUGAAAACAUACUUCUUGAUGAUGAAUUCCAAGCCAAAGUAUCCGAUUUCGGAGUUUCAAGAUUGGUUCCUUUGGAUCAAACUCAGCUAUCUACAUUGGUUCAAGGAACACUUGGAUACAUAGAUCCUGAAUACUUACUUACAAGCUUGUUGAAUGAAAAGAGUGAUGUGUAUAGCUUCGGGGUUGUCCUUUUAGAGCUAUUGACAGGACAGAAAGCACUUUCUUCUGAUAGGCCAGACAAGGACAAAAGUCUGGCUGCCUUUUUCCUUGACUCAAUGAAAGAGGACCGCCUAUUUGAAAUUCUCCAUGAACGAGUGAGAAAUGAAGGAAACUCGGAGCAGCUUAAGGGGGUUGCUGAGCUCGCAAAACGCUGCUUAAGAAUCAAGGGACUGAAAAGGCCUACAAUGAAGGAAGUAAAAAGUGAGCUUGAGGAACUAAUGAUGGGCAAAUACGUUCAUGUUGAAGUUGCCACUGAUAUUGAAGAGACAGAGCCCCUGCUUGGUCCACCAACCAAGUCCUGCAACACUAGCGUAUCGCUUGGGCCUGAUAGCAUAAAGUUUCAAGCAGCCAUGCAGUUAGAGAGUGGACGUUGACGAUCCUCAAUAUACAUAAAUAUAAGUUGUAUGAUUAUGUCUAAACUCCACUACGAGUACUAUGUGUUUGUCUUUGUUUAUGUAUGUGUAAUUUGAUGUGAGACACAAUAUUGCAUUUGUGCAAUAACCUCAAAAUCUACCAAGCUGAAUGUUUUGAAUCAAUAUAAUCCGCUUUCAGACGUAA